Messenger RNA from Myxocyprinus asiaticus (Chinese sucker), 2808 nucleotides. Its product is annotated as protein FAM8A1-like. Bases 1 to 912 code for a protein of 303 amino acids. The transcript has 5 exons. NCBI's taxonomy places the organism in Eukaryota, Metazoa, Chordata, Actinopteri, Cypriniformes, Catostomidae. The record is from RefSeq and is a predicted model, not a curated record.
AUGAACAUCCAGAAUCACAAGCCCUGUUCCCAGGGCAAGCAAGAUAUAUCCACCCUUGUCAACACCACGGAGUACUGCGAAAAAUUACAGGAAUGGAUGUGGCAGUACUACUACAGUUAUAUGAACUGGCAGAGCUGGAUAGCCAUGUCUGCGUUUACCUUCCCACCGUGUUUCCCAUCACAAGGAGCAAAUGAAACGCCCGGAGCGACAGAUAUGUCUGAUGGACACCUUCGCUACUGGUUUAGCAAUGCGUUUGCCUUUCCUGUACCACCUCUUUCUGCUGCGGCUGCAGGUCAAUCUGGGGACGCAAGCAGCAGUUCUCGAGCUACAGCCACAGCACCUGCGCAGCUGCAACAGCAAAAUAGGAAUGCCCAACAGCCAGGUCGGGAAUAUGCCAUCCCCUCUCCUCUGCAACGGUUCUUGGCAGAAAUGGUGGAUUUCUUUAUUCUUUUCUUCAUUAAAGCAACAAUUAUCCUCAGUAUUGUCCACUUGAGUGGAAUGAAGGACAUCUCAAAGUUUGCCAUGCAUUUCAUUGUAGAGGAGAUAGAUGAGGACACAUCCAUGGAGGAAUUACAGAAGAUGAUGCUUGUAGCUCUAAUGUACAGGAUAUUAGUUUGUGUAUAUGAGAUCAUAUGUGUUUGGGGAGCUGGUGGGGCAACACCAGGAAAGUUCCUCAUUGGCUUACGAGUUGUCACAUGUGACAGCUCUGUCCUGGUGCAGCCCAAUCGAGUUCUUGUGGUACCAGCGAAUAACGUCACCCUUUCUGCGUCAACAGUGAGAGCUUUAAACAAGAACUUCUCCAUUGCUUUCUUCUUUCCGGCAUUCAUCACACUUCUUUUCUUUCAGCACAAUAGGACUGUUUAUGACAUUGUGGCUGGAACCAUUGUGGUCAGAAUAAACAGGCUUAGAUGAAUUUGUCAUUGGUGUCAUUAUCAACCCAACAUUGUAAUGCAAAAAAACAAGCGUAUAGAGAUGGGAGAGAGAACCGGCUAAAGUGUCAUUGAAGUGAUACAUUGAACUGAACUAAAGCUAUUUGGCCUCUAGGAGAUCUUUUGCUUCAACAGCAGAAAAUGGUACUUCCAGUAUUUAUCACCCAUCUCUUCUGGACAGUCUUAUAAGCAUUAAUUGCUUUUUAGAAGUAUUUUUGAAUGAAUCUGUUGACAUCUUUGAAUAUUUUUUCUUGUGCCAAAGUAAGAUAAUUUAUAAAUGAGCUGCCUCGCAGUAUUUUAACUUCCUCUGGUACAAAUAUUUUCCUCUAAUUUCUUUUGUGUGUGGGCUAUUGAUUGGAACAUAUACUUAGGACAUUUUAUGUUUGACAAAUGACAUUUCGGAAGGAAUUAACAUUUCUCCUAGUGCUAAUAAGUAUGGUCAUUGAUUCUAAUCUACUGACUGUAUUUUUAUUUCAGAUUAUUGUUUUGUACCUAAUUAUUACUCUAUUGUAUUAAAAUGCCAGAUAGUGUUUUUUUUUAUUAUUUUUUUUUAUUUGUACAACAGUGCUGUUUUGCAUACUGUAAUUUUCAGUGCAUGCCUUUUUCAGCUCUGUGUAAUGCACUAUCCUGAGCUUAAUCAGCUCAGAACUUUUUUUCUUCUUCUUUUAAUUAGAAUUGCCUCAUUAUUUUCAGAAUUUCUUGGUCAAAUGGCCAAAUCAGAAGAAUUCAGUUAUGUCCCAGAGAAAGCUUUCUGUGUUGUCUCUGUUUAUGGAUUGACUAUUUAUACCAAUAACAAUUAGGGAGUUAUACUCUUUAGAAUAGACAACACAUUUUGUACAGGGAUGGACAAAAUAAUUAAAGUGUUAGAAACAUAGAAUUCAACUUUGAUUUCAGAGUUACAUGCAAAGGCAAGUUGCUUUAGGUUCACUUCCAGAAAGCAGUAGGCCAGGCCUAUUCAGCUGUUGGCCCGAUUGAAAUUUCCAGUGGCCUGUGUGAAGUUGUCAGUUGUCUUAAGGGCUGUUCAUACCAAACAUGUUUUGUGUCUGUGCGCGCUGUCUUUCAAUUGUUUUCUUGUGUAAGACGGACAUUGCACCAUGUCUCGCUGUCUUUACAUUGUCUCGUGCAGGAGCGCCGCUCUUUUUAGAUGCUUGCAGAGGUUUUCAUUUUGACGGAAUGGGAAGAUUAAACUAAAAUCAUGAACAAAGUGAGUUCUAAAAAAACAGAAAAGUUCUAUUCAUUCAUUUGGUCAAGAAAACAUUCUAUUUUAAAAGUAAAACAUUUAAUAAUUGCAUCUAUACUAACUUUUAUUAUUUUAUAAAAUGUUUAGUAUCAGUCUGUUUUACUCUCUGCUAUGGACCAAUUUUGAAAGCACUUUUUGAUGUUUAUUUUAUUUACUUAUUUUCAGAUUCUUUUUGCUGGAUUUUUUUUAAUUUUUGUAUCUCAUGAGAUCUAUGAGCUUUAUAUGUGUGAAUUUUCAAAGUCACAUGAGGCAACUAACAGUUCCAAAGUGACUAAAGAGUUAUUAAAUAAAUGGGAAAUGCUGCUGGAAAAUAAUGACAUUGUAAUAAAACUUUCUGCGCUGCUAGUGUCAUUAAAUGGAAUUGCACAAAUGAUUAUGCCCCCCCUCUCAUCUUCUAUUGGUUUUGUAAACAGUUCCACCCCAAGCCUACACCAUUGGUCGAGCCAAUGUGGGCUGGACAGGCUGCUUGAACAAACAGCAAUGUUUUGUUAGAACCAUGAUGUUACUUUUAGGUGAAAUCAACCUUUAAAAGAUACAGGUGCAUCUCAAUAAAUUAGAAUGUCGUGGAAAAGUUCAUUUAUUUCAGUAAUUCAACUCAAAUUGUGAAACUCGUGUAUUAAAUAAAUUAAAUGCACACAG